Molecule: messenger RNA, 825 nt
Organism: Olea europaea var. sylvestris
Lineage: Eukaryota; Viridiplantae; Streptophyta; Magnoliopsida; Lamiales; Oleaceae
Exons: 3
Coding region: 311-793 (160 amino acids)
Source: RefSeq, a predicted model, not a curated record
UAGACUACUUUUUACUUUUGGCAGAAAAGACGCCACUUCUUCUGCAUCCAUACUUAGCUGGUUUAUACCCUUCUUUCCUUGUACCCCACGAAUGGAAUCUCUCAGAACGAAAAUGAAAUAAAAAUAAAAUAAAAGACACGAAAAGCAAAUUAAGUUACCUCCAUUGGCAAGAAAAACUUUCCCAGCAUCACUGUAAUCUUAUCUCUCGCAAAUAUUGUUUAUUUAAUGCUACAUUUCAUGUACAUAAGCACACUGUUAUCAUCUCCACAUUACUCAUUUUCUCCCAAAAACAAAGAGAUAGAUUUGAAAAAUGGUGAAAAAGAUUGUCAUUUUCGCUUGUCUGCUAAUAAUAGCAUUGGAUAUAACUGCUGGAAUACUUGGGAUCAAAGCUGAAGCAGCUCAAAACCAGGAAAAGCAUUUGAGACUAUGGAUAUUCGAGUGUAAAGAGCCAAGCCAUGAUGCUUUUGUCCUAGGCGUAGCUGCUGCUACGCUUCUGUGUAUAGCUCACGUUCUUACAAAUUUGAUUGGAGGGUGCAAUAUAUGUAGUCAAGAGGAGCUUUCAAAAGCACCUCCUAGCAAGCAAUUGUCAGUGGCAAGCCUUGUGUUUACCUGGAUCAUACUGGCUGUUGGCUUGGGGAUGCUGGUGAUUGGAACAAUAUCAAACAACAAAUCAAGAGCUUCCUGUGGUUUCACACACCAUCAUUUCUUAUCCAUUGGAGGGAUUUUGUGCUUUGUUCAUGCUCUAUUUUCUGUUGCUUAUUGUGCAACCUCAAAUGCUAUAUGGGCAAAAUGAAUCCGUGGAUGUCACUCUCUGCAGCUUAGCCG